UACAAAAAAAUAGCCAGGGCGGUAGUUCAAGAUGGCGGCGCCCAAUGGCACUAUGAGCGAUUCGGAAAGCAGUAGCCCCAAAAGCGAUGCGGAGGAGCUGGCGCGGUGCCGCGAGGCAGCAAUGCCGGCCUGGGGCUUGGAGCAACGGCCGCACGGGGCAGUGAAGCCAAGAGCCGGUGCUACAGAUAACCAGUUGUCAACCUCCCAACCGAGUCUCAGGCCUAAGGUGGAUGAACAUGAACAAGAUGGCAACGAGCUUCAGACCACCCCCGAAUUCCGAGCCCACGUAGCCAAGAAGCUGGGAGCCCUGCUGGACAGCUUCAUUACCAUCUCAGAAGUAGCAAAGGAGACAACAAAAGCUCAGGUACAGAAAGUCGCUUCAGAGGAUGAUGGUUUCCGCCUUUUCUUCACUUCUGUCCCUGGAGGCCGUGAGAAGGAAGAGUCGCCCCAACCCCGCCGAAAGCACCCGCCCUCCAGCUCCAGCAGUGAGGACAGCGACGAGGAGUGGCGGCGGUGCCGGGAGGCAGCUGUGUCGGCGUCGGACAUCCUGCAGGAGUCAGCCAUCCACAGCGCUGGCACGGUGGAGAAGGAGGCAAAGGAGAAAAGGAAGUCGAAAAAGAAAGCCAAGAAGGUGGCGGUAGUCGCCACCGCCGCCCCCAGCACGGCCACAGUCCAGAAGCAGAAGUCAGGUGAGCUUACCAGGAACCAGGUGUCACUUGGAACCAAAAAGAAGAAAAAGGCAAAGAAGGCCAGUGAGGCCUCUUCAUUCCCACCAGCAAAGAGUGCCACAGCGGUGCCUGCAAACUGAACCAAGCUGUGGGCACAGGGCUCAGCUCCAAGGACGGGGUGCCCGGGGACAAGGCAUUUCCAAGCCCCACCUCCCUCUCCAAGUUCAAGGACUGGGCUGGCAAGUCUAGACUGCCCAUAAGACCCUGAUGGUGAUGAGGGCUUGCCCAAGAGUCGGGUCAAAAAAGUGGCUGUGGGUGAGAAGCCCAACACGGCCUGCCUGUCUGUGCUCCCAUGGGGGGCUGGGGACCUGUGGUUCCAGAACAUUGCAUGGCCUCAGGAAAAGGAGCCUUCCAGUUAUUUGAGACUAGUGGCCAAGUGGUGAAACCUCUGUCUCCCUAGAACUGUCUGAGGUGGGCAGGGUAAGGGAGACCUCCUUCC
Messenger RNA from Cebus imitator (Panamanian white-faced capuchin), 1167 nucleotides. Its product is annotated as protein CUSTOS-like. The coding region runs from base 32 to 808 and encodes 258 amino acids. The transcript is spliced from 4 exons. Gene Ontology annotation, biological process: Wnt signaling pathway; negative regulation of Wnt signaling pathway; Spemann organizer formation. The record is from RefSeq and is a predicted model, not a curated record. Lineage: Eukaryota; Metazoa; Chordata; Mammalia; Primates; Cebidae.